Messenger RNA from Gasterosteus aculeatus aculeatus (three-spined stickleback), 3932 nucleotides. RefSeq names its product peroxisomal carnitine O-octanoyltransferase. The record is from RefSeq and is a predicted model, not a curated record. NCBI's taxonomy places the organism in Eukaryota, Metazoa, Chordata, Actinopteri, Perciformes, Gasterosteidae. Gene Ontology annotation, molecular function: carnitine O-octanoyltransferase activity. Gene Ontology annotation, cellular component: peroxisome.
UAUUGGGAGAAUAUUAGACCACAUUAGCUUUUAGCUAAUGGUCCCUAAUAAAGUAUUUUUGCUUAGAACACAGUAGCAGUAGAAAGGGAUUACUUAAUGACCUGUACAAAUAGGAGGAAUGUUUACUCCAAGCAAAACCUCUUUCAAAGUUGUCUUUCACAACUUUUGAAGCGAUCCUUUAAGGAUUACGCUUGAUUGGGUUUAAUCCAAACCGUCGACAAAACUGACCCUGUUCAUAACUACAGAAAAGUAUGGAGUCAAUUGUGUCCACAUACUAAUGGCUGCAUGGUGUAUUUGCAAGAAUUGUCUGGCUUUGCUGUUUAGAAAGGGUUAUCAUGUCAUUGACCAGUAUAUCUGCAUCCAAUAAUUAGAAAUACACAGUGUGGAUUUUUUUUCUGGUGUCAUCGCCUCAUUCUGGGUAAAAAAAAGGGGGGUUGGCGCAUGCGCAGUAGGAUCUUCCGUGCUCAGCCGGUGUUGUGAGUCAACGCAGAUUCAGUGGGUCAAAGGUAAACGGUCUGCAGACAGCAGCACGCAUAACUUCACUUGUGUCUGGACGCGGGGACAUCAAGUGAACACAAUCAUUUUUUAGAAAGAAGAAAUGGAUAAUCAUCCGUCAGAGUCCCUAGCGGAGCGGACCUUUCAGUACCAAAGCAGCAUGCCGUCCUUGCCUGUCCCGUCACUAGAGAUGAGCCUCUCAAAGUACCUAAAUGCAGUUCGACCCUUUGCACGUGAGGACGAGUUUAAGGCUACAGUGGACAUAGUUCGGACAUUUCAAGAGGGAGUUGGCAAAGAGCUGCACCACAAACUACUGCAAAGAGCCGAGACAAAGAAGAACUGGCUGGAAGAGUGGUGGUUGGAUGCUGCGUAUCUUGAGGUCCGCGUCCCCUCUCAGCUGAAUGUGAACUUUUGCGGCCCGGCGCCCUACCUGGAGCACUGCUGGCCCCCGGAAGAGGGAACUCAACUGCAGAGGGCCAGUAUCAGCACCUGGCACACACUACAGUACUGGGACCUGAUCCGCACGGAAAGACUCCCUCCCCAAAAAUCUGGCAACACUGUAUUAGAUAUGGACCAGUUCAGAAUGUUGUUCAACACCUGCAAAGUACCUGGAGUAAAGAAGGACACCAUUCGUAACUACUUCAAGACCGAGCGUGAAGGUCCAUGCCCCUCCCAUUUGAUAGUCAUCUGUCGUGGAAGGAUCUUCACAUUUGACGCAGUCUGUGAUGGACAAAUUCUCACUCCUCCGGAACUACUGAGGCAGCUCAUCUAUGUGAAACAGUGCUGUGAGGGAGAGCCAGAGGGAGACGGAGUGGCUGCUCUCACUUCAGAAGAGAGGACUCGUUGGGCGCUGGCAAGGGAGCAUCUAAUAAGCAUUGACCCACAACACAAUGGCACAAUCCUGGAGACCAUCCAGAGCAGCCUGUUCGUUGUUUCCCUGGAUGAAACCACUCCGUACUCCACUCCAGACAACUACACAAGUUUGACCACAGAAGCCCUCACUGGAAAUCCCGCCAUCCGCUGGGGUGACAAAUCAUACAAUGCACUCUCCUUUGCAGACGGCACGUUUGGAUCCACCUGUGAUCACGCACCAUAUGAUGGCAUCGUACUGAUUUCUAUGUGUUGGCAUCUGGACCAGAAAAUUAAGGACACAGAAGGCAAAUGGAGGGGCUCAGAAACAGUGAGACCCGUUCCCCGCCCCGAAGAGAUGGUGUUCACGGUCGAUGAAAAGGUCCAUAGCGACAUUCGCCACGCUAAACGGCAAUACUAUGAGUCGGCACAGGACAUGCAGAUUGUGUGUUACGCCUUCACAGCAUUUGGAAAAGCAGCCAUCAAACAAAAGAAGUUGCAUCCAGACACCUUUGUUCAACUCGCUAUGCAGUUGGCCUACCAGAAAAUGCACAAAAGGCCUGGAAGUUGCUAUGAGACCGCAAUGACUCGCAAGUUCUACCACGGCAGGACAGAGACGAUGCGACCCUGCACCCAGGAGGCUGUGAACUGGUGCAAAGCCAUGAUGGACAACACAUGUGACGUUGAUGCAAGGAGGAAAGCCAUGAGGCUGGCCUUCAUUAAACACAACAAACUGAUGGCUGAAGCCCAGGAAGGAAAAGGUUUUGACAGGCAUCUUCUCGGGCUGUAUCUGAUUGCCAAAGAGGAGGGACAACCCACUCCAGAACUCUUCCUGGACCCCCUCUAUGCAAAAAGUGGUGGUGGUGGUAACUUUGUGCUGUCGUCCAGUCUGGCGGGCUACACUACAGUUCUGGGGGCCGGGGCUCCCAUGGUGCACCGCGGCUAUGGCUUCUUCUAUCGUAUUAGAGAUGACAGGAUUGUAGUCUCCAUCUCAGCGUGGAAAUCUUGCCGUGAGACCGAUGCUGCGUCAUUAUUCAACAACUUCUGUAGCUCCUUGCAUGAGAUGUUCCACUUGGCCACCACAUCUCAGCUAUAAGAACUCACACUCACACAAUUUGUACUGCAUGUGAAGCCACCGGCUUUGGUAUUAUUACACAUCUAUUCACUUAAUUGCAUAGUGGUGAAUAAGACAAAUUAUGGUAAAUUAUUUUGUUAUUAAUUAUGUUUUUAUGAGUUCAUACUUUAUAACUGGAUAUUAUUCAUUUUUAAAUGUUGCCUUUACAUUAAGCCGAUGCUGAGACUCAAGUGAGUAAAUAUUCAACUGACACUCAACUCUCAUGGUGGACUAUGAAGAAAAGAACUGUUGCUUGAGUGUUGUUGGCAUUUGAUUUCUCUAUUAUGAUAAUAGCACUUACGUUACUCUGUGACUCUGUACAUUCAAUUGUCUAUAUACAUUAUUUGAAUUUGAAGGUAACCCAUGCAGUGUUGAGAUUGCAGGGCAACUCGUUGCUGGGAACUAUUUCAAGUCGGCUCACACCGGCUACCGUCGCAGGACCAGUAACAUUUCUACUGUAUUUUGAUCAUUUCCACUUUCUGAUUGAAAUCGAUGCUUCAAAAUGAAAUUAAACCUUUUGAAAAGGAAUUGUCCUGUAUUGUAGAGAUUUCACCCUCCAAUAAUUAUUGGCUUUAUUCCUGCACAUAUUUUUAGUUAAGAUGAUUUUAUUUGCCUUUUGCACAUGGAAGUCCUUUACUUCUGCACGUCGGCCACAUGAAACAACCAUGUGAUUGUGUUUCUGCCCCACUGUGAACCAGCAUUUUCUCAAGUAGUGCAGGUGGAGACCGAUGGGCCGACGGCUCGGAGGGAAAUGCUUAAACUAUUAAUAUCUGGAGAUACGAUAACUAAUUGUGUUGCCUUCACAGGCGAUGAGGUGUGGCACAUUUAUUUGGUAACUCCUGUACAGUACUUCUGGAAAGUGUUGGUUUUCUGAUUAUUACCUUUUAUUCAGUCACUGCACUUUUCUUUAAUUUGGGUCGUGUGUCUGCUAAGUGAAAGACUGCAGAAUGUCCACAUGGCUUUGUAAUGAAUGACUGCUUUAAUCAUAAAUUAACUUUACAAACUGUGACUUUAUCUACAUUUUCUUAUCACACCUCCAUGUCAAGUUGGGUUUUUGUCCUGUCUCCACGUUUGUUUUCCUGACUUCCUGUUUUAUUUUGGAAAUGAAUUCUCCUCUCGUUUCAGGUUCAUUGCCCUUCCUGAUGUGUCACCAGUCUGAUUGUCUUCCCUGAUUCCUGAUUGUGUCCACCUGUUCCCUCUUCCCCCAUGUGUUCAUAUAGUCUGCGUCUCCCUUCGUCUUGUGCCAGUGUGUCAUCCUACGUCGUCAUACCAGCCAGUGUCCAAGAGCCAUAGUUUCUCUAGUCUCGUGACCACAGUUUUACCUCGUUCGAGUAAUUUUUCUUUGUAACUCUGUUUGUUCCAGCGUCAGGUCUCAGUUAGGUUUAGAUAAGUAGCUUUGUUUUCCUCCUUUUGGAGUGACCUUAUUUUUGGAUCUGUUAGCACUCUGUAUGAAUAAACUGUCACCCUACACCUG